Messenger RNA from Eriocheir sinensis (Chinese mitten crab), 1908 nucleotides. RefSeq lists its product as uncharacterized. The record is from RefSeq and is a predicted model, not a curated record. The transcript is spliced from 2 exons. Lineage: Eukaryota; Metazoa; Arthropoda; Malacostraca; Decapoda; Varunidae. Bases 1145 to 1810 code for a protein of 221 amino acids.
CCAUUACUUUGCAUUUUUUAAGUUGUGUUCUUGUAUUGCUUGUAGGGUUGUUCCUUACCCAUGCAUCACCUGCUGAAGGGAAGUUCGACCUAAGCAGCAAGCCCUCCAGUGUGAUGUGUGUGACCAGUGGCAGCAUUGGACCUGCCACACUGGCAUUUCCCAGGAGGAAUACAGACAAGCCGUGCAGUCAAAGAUCGACAUACAGUGGACUUGCACAGGAUGUGGUGAUAUCUCCGAUGUACCCACUACCACUUCACUAUCACAACCAAUAACACCCACCACCGCUUCACUAUUACAACCAGAAACACCCACUACCACUUCAAUAACACAACCAGAAACACCAGCUAACACUUCAAUAACACAACCAGAAACAUCAGCUACCACUUCACUAAUACUAUCAGAAACUACCACCCCACUAACACAACCAGAAACACCAGCACCAGUUACACUUCCCUCUACCAGCACACCUGUUGCAUCACUACCUCGACUUGUCUCAUCAAUGUAUGACUCCUCUGGUUCUGACUCGGAGUCACUCUCAGGUUCCCUACCAAUAACCCACUUAUCCUCCAUACCAUCAUAUCUGAAUGCAGAGUUUUCACCAGAUGCCAACUCUUUUCCUUCCUCCCCACCUCCAACAGCAUCACCAACAUCGAUGGAACUUCGUCCUACUUCUCCUGAUGUAAAUGAUAUCGAAGACCACCCAGUAAUGUCAUUCAUUCACCCAUCCUUGCAUGAAGAGUCAAACCUGGAACCUACUACUCCUAUUCCAGAUGAGAUACUACCAGAAUCUGAUGAAGUGGAGUUUACUAUCGUAGUUGGAGGAUCAAAGCGCGGAGACAUCCUUUUAAGUCGUGGUUACUCUUAUAACAAGGAUGGCAAGGUUAAUAAGAAAGGUGACCAACGUUGGAGGUGUACUGUCCGCAACAAGUCUGUGUACUGCCUUGCUUCUAUCACCCAGCAUGGCGAAACUUUCAAGAGAGGGCCUCAUCCUCAUAGAUGUUCUCCAAGAGACUGUGCCCUGCCUGCUGCCAACAUCAAGGCCUAUGUGCGACAAUAAGGAAAAGAGCGCCCAUUCGCCUCAGGAUCGACCCUUACUAAAGAAGCAGUACACAAACACCUACCAGCUGAUGCUCCUGUGUCCAGCAUGCCAAAGAUGUCCUCUAUUGUCCGCACCACCAAUCGUCUACGCCAGGCAAGGAGACCAAAACAACCGAAGGAUCUGAAUUUCACUUGGGUAACAGAAGAACUACCUGACAAUUUUGUACAGCAUGACAUGGUAGUAGGAUCUGCCUGCCAUGUGAUCAUGUUCACUGCCCUGCUUCUUUCACUUCUUUCAAAGGCAAAGAUGUGGUAUGUGGAUGCAACUUUCAAGGCAGUCCAGCGACCAUUCCAGCAGUUGUGGAGCAUCCACAGUUUCAUACGGCAAGGUGACAACAUGAAGCAGGUGCCUCUUGUAUAUGUCUUGAUGUCACGCAGAAGUAAAGAGGAUUACAUAAAGAUCUUGAAUUACAUAAUGGAAAGAGUUGCCAAUAAUUCAGUGAAGAGAGUUGUAAUGGAUUUCGAGUCUGCUGUGUGGGGAGCCUUCCAGAAUGUAAAUCCCGAUUUUUUUUUUUUUUUUUUUUUUUUUUUUACAUUGCAGCCUAUUGCGCCGGUAGGCUUCUUCCAGGUGGAUCCUCUCAGCCACCGCCUCCCCAUUGUCACCCUUACUGGAUGCUGCUUUCAUUGGGCCCAGGCAGUAUGGAAAAAGAUAAACGAAUUAGGAUUAGCACCAUCAUACCGUGUAAAGAAGAACACAAGUAGGUUCCUAUGACAAAUCCUGUGUCUUCCAUUCUUACCAGCAGAGCAGAUUCGAUCUACAUUCAAUGAGUUUAGAAAUUUAUUAGUAGAGAGUCACACAGUCACUCUACA